UUGUUAAAACAGACCAACAUGUUGAUUCAAAAUGUCAGCUCAAAAUUUGGACACCAUUGAAGAUCAUAUGUUACUUAUAUGAAGAAGUUUAGAAGACAGCUGCUUCAUUUCACAGCGCUCAUCUGUUAAAGGGGAUGAAAACAGGAGGAGAAACACUGAGUCAAACUAUGAGCAGGUCUGAGAGUCACGUCAGCACUGCUCUGUGUGUGUGUGUGUGUGUGGCACUACAGCGAGCAGCUGGCUGUAAGACCUGAACACACACAGCACCAUGGAGUUUAAUUACAGCGGAGAAUGAAGUUUGAUGUCUCGAUGCGUCUCUUGUGGGAUUUCAGUGAUGAGGUGCCUCCUGUCAUGCAUCCUGUUGCUAACCGGUGGACUUCACCAGGUCUUAUCCCAAAGUCCCACAGUCAUUCCAGUUGUGAAUACAGACCUGGACCUAUAUAACAGGACACAGUACUGUAAGUGGCCCUGUAAAUGUCCUAAGGUGGCCCCCGUGUGCCCUCUGGGAGUCAGUCUGCUCACAGACGGCUGUGACUGCUGUAAGGCCUGUGCUAAACAGCUGCGAGACACCUGCAAUGAGAGAGACACAUGUGACUACCAUAAGGGGCUGUACUGUGACUACAGCGCUGACAAGCCUAGGUACGAAAAAGGCGUGUGUGCAUAUCUGGUCGGGACAGGCUGUGAGUAUAAUGGUGUGAUCUACCGUAAUGGGCAGAGCUUUCAGCCUAACUGUAAAUACCGCUGCUUGUGUAUAAAUGGGGCAAUCGGGUGUGUGCCACUAUGCACUGACUCCCUGCCACCAUUGGGGUGGUGUCAGUCACCCAAGCUGGUGAAGAUUCCAGGCCGUUGCUGCGAGCAGUGGAUCUGUAAUGAACCUCGAAAAUCACGCAGGACGAGCCCAAGACAUGCUGUGGAGGUGUCUCUCAGCACCAAUGAGAUCUGGCACAACAACUGCAUUACCCAGACUACCCCUUGGAGCCCAUGCUCAAAGACCUGUGGGCGGGGUGUAUCUAUGCGACUUUCCAAUGCCAAUACCCAGUGUGUGAUGGAGAAUGAAAGCCGGCUGUGCAACCUCAGGCCCUGUGACGUGGACAUAACCAAACAUUUUCGGCCAGGAAAAAAAUGCCUGAACAUCUAUCGUGAGCAUGAAUUUCAGAACUUCACCAUCUCUGGCUGCAUCAGUAAAAAGCCCUAUUGGCCCAAAUACUGUGGCGUGUGUUCAGAUGAACGCUGCUGUAUCCCUUACAAGUCAAAGACUAUUGAAGUGGAGUUUGAGUGUCCCAAUGGAGCAGUGUUCACCUGGAAAUACAUGUGGAUCAAUGCAUGCUUCUGCAACCUCUCCUGCAGAAACCCCAAUGAUAUAUUUGCUGACCUUCAGCCUUACUACCACAAUGAGAUCAUAAACUAAGACUGCGAGGCGUCAUGACCAUAGGAUUUCCACUUUAUAUUACGAUAUGCUCUAACAUAAUCAGUGCUGGCUGAUAGGAUCAGUGAUUGUAAGUCAGUUCAACAGGUCAAUGGUAAAAUCUUUUACUCAUGUAUGUUCAGAUAAUAUAUAUCUUGAGUUAAUGCACAUUCUGGGUGGGUAUUACUGUGCCACAUUCAAAAUCUGCAUGUUGGAGUAAAUAAGAAGCAUCUGGUAUGCACAGUAUUUGAUUUUGUGUUAGCAAAAUCACGCUUUAUGGUGAAGGAAAGUAUCUCAAAUUUCCAAAAGGCAUACACAUCAGGAGGAUUUUAUCCCACUCAUUUGGAAUGUAGUUUGGUUGGAAAAUGUUCCCUUUGACAUUUUCCAAAGUCUUAAGUCACAGAGGAGCCUAAGGGCUUAUGUAAUGGAAAUACUGUAUGAAAUUAAUUUGUGUGAGAUUUUUAUAUUCCGUACAUGAAAAUAUAAUAUUUAGAAACAGUCACAGGUUUUAAGCACACAUUUUUAUGAAGAUAUACAGUAGGUGUUUUGUUUUUACAAAAUGUGUAAAUUUUGUGUUGUUUAUAUUGAGUAGCACUUUUUAAUGGAUUAUAUUUGAACAACUUGUUCAGACCUGAAAUGUCUUUCAUAUUUGUUUGUUUUUCAGCAAGGCCACACAUAUGUUUUCCCACAUCCACUACCAGUGAAAAAUUUGGACACACCUUCUCAUUCAAUGUUUUUUCUUUACUUUUAUUAAUUAAGACACUUCAUGUCUUAAAGUAAUGAUGGAUGUCGUUUCUCUUUACUUAGCCGAGCAGUUCUUGACAUAAUAUGAAUUACUACAGUUGUGGAAAAGGGCUAUUUACUGUAUUUUUAUUAUUUACUAUUUACUGUUUGAUCUCAAAUGCAUUAAGAAGGCAAGAAAUUGCACUAAUUAACUUGUGACGAGACCCCUGUUAAUUGAAAAGCAUUCCAGGUGACGACCUCAUGAAGCUGGUUAAGAUAAUGCCAGUAGUGUACAAAGUAUCAUCAAGGUAAACGGCGACUACUUUGAAGAAUUGAAAAUAUGAAACAUAUAUUUUGUUUUUAUUUUUUAACACUUUUGUUUGCCACCUAAUUCCAUAUAUGUUCCAUAUGUUAUUUCACAGUUUUGCUGUCUACAGUAUUGUUUUACAAUCUAGAAAAUUGUCAAAAUACAGAAAAACCUAUGAAUGAAUAGGUGUGUCCGAACUUUUGACUGGUACUGUAUGUCACUACGUUACAUAUACAGCUACAUGUCCAAUUAACUUAUUUUCUAUAUUCAAACUCGAGCUGUGUGAGAUAAAUAUGUUUAAUAUCCACUGAAUAAAGACGCAGAACAGCAAAAA
This is a messenger RNA of Neoarius graeffei (lesser salmon catfish), 2769 nucleotides long. RefSeq names its product cellular communication network factor 4b (gene ccn4b). The record is from RefSeq and is a predicted model, not a curated record. Lineage: Eukaryota; Metazoa; Chordata; Actinopteri; Siluriformes; Ariidae. Gene Ontology annotation, cellular component: extracellular region; extracellular matrix. The transcript is spliced from 5 exons. The coding region runs from base 302 to 1408 and encodes 368 amino acids. Gene Ontology annotation, biological process: cell adhesion; signal transduction. Gene Ontology annotation, molecular function: heparin binding; integrin binding.